Molecule: messenger RNA, 1615 nt
Organism: Punctularia strigosozonata HHB-11173 SS5
Lineage: Eukaryota; Fungi; Basidiomycota; Agaricomycetes; Corticiales; Punctulariaceae
Product: translation initiation factor eIF4e
Exons: 2
Coding region: 33-1406 (457 amino acids)
Biological process (GO): translational initiation
Cellular component (GO): eukaryotic translation initiation factor 4F complex
Molecular function (GO): RNA 7-methylguanosine cap binding; translation initiation factor activity
Source: RefSeq, a predicted model, not a curated record
ACAGUAUACUCGGCAUUUGAAGUAGGAUUGCCAUGUCGGUUCCAGCCGCACAGACGCCGCCGCGUUCCAACACGCCCACCCAAGACAACCUCACCGCGCCCUCCACGGACAAGCGUCCGUCCUCCACCCGCCUCCCCUCCCUCAACCAGAUCGCCGCCGGUCUCAAACUCGACCCUUCCACCGCUCCCUCGCCUGCUGCCUCCGCCGCGGCGCGCCCCCGGCUCGCCGCCUCCCUCCUGCGCACGGCGAGCACCGCCUCGCUCGUCUCCACCGCCGCAAGCGCCAGCGACAGCGUCGCCGUCCAGGCCCCGACCUCGCGCUCGACCUCUCCCUCCUCGCUCUCCACCCCUCCCCCGAGCGAACCCCCGGCGGCUGGCGACUCCGAAGAAGCGGCCGGCGGCGAGGCGCUCACGACCGACCACCUCCAGAAGCUGAACGAGCAGACGGCGACGCCGCCCGCGUCGACGUCCUCCACCGCGUCCAGCUCGAAGAUGCCGCGCGGGUACAAGGGCAUUCCCGGGCUCGAUGCGCUCGCCGCGCGCCACCUCGCCAAGGCGCGCACGCUCUCGAUCGACGGCAGCGCCCGCCCGCCCGACGCGGAGCUCGUCGAGGAUCCGAAGACGCCCGGGCUCAAGGUCAAACCGCGCGAGCACCCGCUCGAGAACAGGUGGACAAUCUAUCACGACCAGAAGAGCGGCUUCCCCCCGGCUUCGGCCGGCGGCGAGCAGCAGCCGCCGAGCGCGCACCCCGGCUUCGGCCCGGGCAGCGUCGAGAAGGGUGAGUACGAGGCCGGCCUGACGGUCAUCGGCGAGAACAUCGACACCGUCGAGAUGUUCUGCCGGUACUUCAACUGGCUCAAGCCGCCGUCCAAGCUCGAGAAGAACUCCAACUACCACCUCUUCAAGGCCAACAUCAAGCCCAUGUGGGAGGACCCCGCGAACGCUAACGGCGGGAAGUGGGUGCUGACGAUGAAGAACAAUCCGCAGCUGCUUGAUCGGUGUUGGUCCUGGCUUGCGAUGGCGCUAGUUGGCGAGGAGCUCGACGAGGGUGAUGAGAUCUGCGGCGCUGUCGUCAGCCUCCGGAGCAAGGUCGACCGGAUACAGGUCUGGACGCGCGGGAAGGAGGACGUGGAGAAGCUGAACGGCAUCGCCAAGAAGCUCGUCAAGAUCCUUGACAUCUCCGAGGGAGACCAUAUCGGCUUGGAGUUCCAGUACAACUCGGAAGAUCGACCCAACCACAACAAGUUCAUCUCUAUUCAGUCCAUUCCGCAAACUUCAUACCGUCCCUCAUUCCGCAACUCGCCUGUUGCGGGCCCAGGCGAAGGUCCCCAGGUUGGCGGCGCCUUCGGCUCUUUUAGUGUCGGAGGCGGUGGUGCUCUUGGUCGUGGGACGUGGAAGAGGGGUUGAAAACACACGAGAGAUGUGAACGAUGGCAUAAAGAGGAUGGAUGGAAGGAUGGAUGAAAGAAUGUUUUGAUAUGCAACCGUCUCAGCGAGACGUGCCUACGAACACUCCAGGUGCGGGUAAGAGUACGGUACAUUGGAGGCAUAUUGUUGUACACCAUUGUAUACGCCAUUCCAUCGACAAACCAAUUACUAAUGUGUUUUUAUGGAGAC